This is a messenger RNA of Hypomesus transpacificus, 2642 nucleotides long. Its product is annotated as acyl-CoA dehydrogenase family member 11-like. The record is from RefSeq and is a predicted model, not a curated record. Lineage: Eukaryota; Metazoa; Chordata; Actinopteri; Osmeriformes; Osmeridae. Gene Ontology annotation, cellular component: mitochondrion. The transcript is spliced from 8 exons. Bases 881 to 1591 code for a protein of 236 amino acids. Gene Ontology annotation, molecular function: oxidoreductase activity, acting on the CH-CH group of donors.
AACGUUUAUUUUCUGAACACCGUGUACACCUCAAUCAUUUCUUCUUGCAAGAAACUUGCAACUUAAAAGUUUGGAUUUUUUCAAAGUGUAGUAUCUGUACAAAAAACAUAUUUUUGCUUUAUCAUUUGCUUUUGUGUGCGUGUUUUGCACACUAACAUGUUCGUUUUUCAGUUUUCAGAGUCUUCCGUGUGUGCUCGCACAUCCAUUCAAAUAGUUUUGAUCCGUACCGACGCAUCUUCUCCCCAUUCCGUGUCAAUUUGGUUCUGUUGUCUGCAUCACUCGCCUUACUGUUGGGACAGUCUGGAGCCCAUGUGUGUGGGACUGUGUCAGGCCCCAGGGAUUGGUCAACAGAGCGGAACCGUAAACAGGAAGGCCCUGGAGUGACCCAACCCCAGUGUGGGUUCCCCUGGGCUCCAGGGACUCUUCACAUCCCUCGUUCCAGCCUCAUUCCUGGGGCUCCUCUGAAAGGGGAACAUAAUAAAGGCCAAUCAAAGCUAAUACUUUCCAGUGGCAGCAAAACAACGUUUCAUUAAUCAUCAAUUUCAUCGGAUAUUGUUCUUAAGAAUGGUCUCCGUUAUGAGACAUGGGGUUUUUGGUGACCACAGUUUGAAUAAGGACCCCAAAUUGAGAUUUGCAUGGGCUAAUUGUCCUCAGGAUUCUGUUACAUUGCUGCCCUCUAGUGGUUUCUGUUAUCAAGAGGUCCGCUGUGGGCUUCUCACUCGUUUGUUUCCCUGGGACCACAGCAGUGAUAUUUGAACAUGGUUGUCCUUACAUAUCUCUGCUAUUCACAAGGCAGGUACAUGAAGGUCAAUGAGGUCCCCAAAAUAUUGUUUCCAUCUCCGCAGGUGCUGGGAACCCAAACUGCAAAGUGGCUAUUGUGAUGUGCAGGAGCAAGACCCUGGAUGCUAACAACAGAAACAGUGAUGCGUUCUUCAGACACGCUGACCACAGCAUGAUACUGGUCCCACUCCACACUCCUGGAGUAAACCUGAUCAGACCACUCACUGUAUUCGGACAGGAUGACGCUAUCCACGGAGGACAUUUUGAGAUACAGUUCGACAAUGUCCGUGUACCUUCCUCCAACAUCAUCCUGGGGGAAGGGAGGGGUUUUGAGAUCGCCCAGGGUCGUCUGGGCCCGGGCAGGCUGCACCACUGCAUGAGGGCGGUGGGGCUGGCCGAAUGGGCCCUGGAGCUUCUGUGUCAGAGAGCUGCCAACAGGAGCACCUUCGGAAAGAAACUCUACCAACACGAGGUGGUGGCCCACUGGAUAGCAGAGUGUCGUCUGUCCAUAGAGCAGACCCGCCUGCUAACGCUCAGUGCUGCUCACGCCCUGGACACUCUGGGGAGCAGGGCUGCCAGGAAACAGAUUGCCAUGAUUAAGGUGGCUGCGGCCAGGAUGGCCUGCGAGGUGACGGACUGCGCCAUUCAGGUUCACGGGGGCGCGGGCGUGUCGGAUGACUUUCCUCUCGCCCAAAUGUACGCGUACGCCCGCACCCUGCGCAUCGCAGACGGGCCCGACGAGGUGCAUCUGUCCUCCAUCGCCCGCCUGGAACUGAGAGACCAGCUGAAGGCGGCCCAGGCCAAGCUGUGAGCCUGAUGAAAUAUCACGCCAAUCAGGGAUCAUAUCAGACGGGGAGAAAAAUGACUCACAGGAUCAAAGCAGACGUGGAGAAAAAUGAAGCCAAAGCGGUACUUCAAUAAACAGAUACUGUCUCAAAUUAUGAUUGUAAUAGUGAAAAAAGGCAGCCUCUACCUGAUAUCACUGUGGUUUAAAACCUGAUUUCUGUGAUUUGUGUACACUACACCCACUGAUAUGAACAGGUUAAAGAUCUCCCGGCCUUAGCGUGGAGAGUGGAAUUACUCUUUUGUUUGAAAUUGUAAUGUUGAAUUACAGAUUGCACACAUUUUCUAAGAAAUGUUGUACUGUAAUGUCAGUGCAUGUGUACAAAUUGUCUGUUGCCAAACAGUAAUACUUGCACUUAGAUAUUCACAGUAAUACUUGCACUUAGUGAUUCAUGUUGCUUAACUACAUGCUCUUAUGGUUCUUCCCUUUGGCACUUAUUUUGUGGUUGUUCACAAUGUGUGCUUCUUGUUUUGGCUACCCGCAAUGCUGUGGGGGUAUCUUGUUAUUAUCAGUGACCUAUGCAUUUUGUAAAGCUCUCUCUUGGAAGUCGCUUUGGAUAAAAGCAUCUGCUAAAUGAAUAAAUGUAAUAUACCACCGUCCAAUAUAACUCGUAGGUAAGUAAAAGCAUAAUCUCUUUAAGAAGUUUCUACAAUGUCUCAUAUCCAGCUUUUCAAUAAACACCCAAUUAUUAUGAAUCCUUUUAAUGUGAACUACAAAAAAAGAAAUGAGACGGCAUGAAAAUAAGACUACGUCAUUGUCACACUCGGUACAGGUGUGGUCUACCACGAGGAUGAAUCCCAUUGGGUGGGCAGGGAAGGGGGGAGAAGAGAGAGACACACACACAAAUCUUAUUUUUUACAAUAUAAAACAAAAACGGUGGCCCAAUUGCCGUGGCAACACGUGCAUAACCAUUUUUCCUCGUCUGUACAACGACAUUCAGGCAGAGAGAACCCCAACUGCCACUCCCAGUCCUUUUAUACAUCACAGCAGAGAGGGGGGGGGGGGGGGGGGGGGGGGG